GAGAGAGAGAGAGAGAGAGAGAAACGUGCGUGCGUGCGUGCGUGUGAAAAAGUAUGUGUGCAUGCGUGUGAGAAAGAGAGCGAGUGAGGGGGAGAGAUUCUUUAAUAACGAGACGUUUUGACAUCGAGACAUUCAGUUAUUAGCAAGUGUACGACGAGUAGCUCGAAAAAGCUCCCUCAUGACGAGACGUUAAAAACUUCUUGUUAUUGUUUGUUUUACAAUCUUCAUUAUAUACCGACUAAAUUGAUAAUUGCCUAUGACUAUAAGUGAAGAAGAUUGGUAUUGAGUCAGUGUAUUAUUACUUCGUAAAUUAAAAAAAUACAAUAAGUUUUUUAAAUAAGAUUGUAAUAAUAAUUGAGAGAUCAAAAAAAACAAGAGAACAUAAAAUAAAAUGUUUGUAGAGCAUUGUAUUCAGUUGUUAUAUACAGCAAUCGGUAGUACUAGCACCGAUGCUUUUCACACCCUCCUGGUGUUCUUCGGGGUGUUAGCAAUCGUACGUCUCGUACAGUGGUACCGGCAGCUGCUUUCGUUACCGCCUGGGCCGUGGGGUCUGCCGCUUUUUGGCUACCUGCCCUUCAUGAAGGGUGUCGACCUUCAUCUAAGAUUUGGCGAGCUGGCAAAGAAGUAUGGCUCAAUGUUUUCUGCAAGGCUGGGUACGCAGCUGGUCAUCGUGUUAAGCGAUUAUAGAAUCAUAAGGGAGACUUUUAGACGCGAGGAAUUCACCGGCAGGCCGCACACUGAGUUUAUCAACAUAUUAGGGGGAUAUGGUAUUAUUAAUUCCGAAGGUGCCUUAUGGAAAGACCAAAGAAGAUUUAUUCAUGAUAAGUUACGUAAUUUCGGUAUGACCUACCGAGGUACAGGAAAAAAAGUGAUGGAAACAACUAUAAUGAAAGAAGUUGAUUUAUUUAUACGAAGUUUGGAGAUAAAAGAAGGUGCGCCAACAAACGUAUCGUUUUCCUUAGGAAUGUCCAUUACGAAUGUCAUUUGUUCAAUUAUAAUGAGUGUACGUUUUAAAUACGGUGAUAGCCGCUUCAAACGCUUUAUGAACCUUAUCGACGAGGGUUUUCAACUUUUCGGACGUCUUAGCUUCGUCAAUUACAUCCCCAUGUUCCGUUAUCUUCCUUGGUUGCAAUCUGUUAAAACCAAGCUCACUGCCAAUCGUGAGGAGAUGGCUGAUUUCUUCCAAGAGACCGUCGAUCAACACAAAGCUACUUUCGACAAGAGUAACAUACGCGACCUCGUCGAUGCUUAUCUGCUCGAGAUCGAGAAAGCCAAGGCCGAAGGCCGCGAGGACAAACUUUUUCAAGGAAAGAAUCACGAUCGACAACUACAACAAAUUUUAGGUGAUUUAUUUUCUGCGGGUAUGGAAACAGUAAAAACGACGCUCGAAUGGGCUGUGAUUCUCAUGUUGCAUUAUCCGGAAGCAGCGAAGGCAGUUCAAGAAGAACUUGAUCAAGUUGUCGGAAGAUCACGAAUGCCAUCCCUUGAAGAUCUUCAAUUUUUGCCUGUUACAGAGGCAACAAUUCUUGAAGUUUUACGAAGAACAAGUAUUGUUCCACUUGGAACUACUCAUGCUACUACUCGCGAAGUCAACUUGAACGGUUUCAGAAUACCUUCAGGUUCUCAGGUUAUUCCCCUUCUACACGCUGUGCAUAUGGAUCAAGAUCUUUGGGAAGAACCAGCUAAAUUUCAACCUAACCGCUUCCUUACAGCUGAAGGAAAAGUAUAUAAGCCAGAGUAUUUUAUGCCUUUUGGCGUUGGGAGACGGAUGUGUCUUGGCGACGUACUUGCUCGCAUGGAGCUCUUCCUUUUCUUUGCUACAUUGCUUCACACAUUUGAUCUUCGGCUACCUGAGGGCGCCUGUUUACCUAGCCUGAAGGGUAAUGCCGGGGUCACAGUUACUCCCGAUCCUUUUAAAGUUUGCUUGCUCAGGCGAGACAGGGAUGUGCCAUUGCGUUGUGUUGGUUCCAAGUAAAAACACAUACAGUUCGAUAAAAUUGAAAUUCUUUUUGAUAAACAAAAAACUUUAAACAAAAAAUAAGCACGGUCGCCGUUCCUACUUCGCUCGUUUCUUGAAAGAGCGAGAGAAUCAAAUUCUCUAGUGAAUUAGAGAAGUUACGAUUUGUUACAUUAUCCUGGCAAGUAUUCAUGUUGUUUUUAACUCUGUUAAUAAUGGAGUUAAUAAUGUUCAAUAUCAUAAAAAUUAAGGGCUGCGACAAUUAUUACACAAUUAUUCAAUCAGCUGUUGAGAU
Ceratosolen solmsi marchali is the source of this 2252-nucleotide messenger RNA. RefSeq names its product Cytochrome P450 18a1 (gene Cyp18a1). The transcript has 5 exons. Gene Ontology annotation, biological process: xenobiotic metabolic process. Gene Ontology annotation, cellular component: intracellular membrane-bounded organelle; cytoplasm. The record is from RefSeq and is a predicted model, not a curated record. Gene Ontology annotation, molecular function: iron ion binding; oxidoreductase activity, acting on paired donors, with incorporation or reduction of molecular oxygen, reduced flavin or flavoprotein as one donor, and incorporation of one atom of oxygen; steroid hydroxylase activity. Lineage: Eukaryota; Metazoa; Arthropoda; Insecta; Hymenoptera; Agaonidae. Bases 392 to 1975 code for a protein of 527 amino acids.